Molecule: messenger RNA, 838 nt
Organism: Ananas comosus (pineapple)
Lineage: Eukaryota; Viridiplantae; Streptophyta; Magnoliopsida; Poales; Bromeliaceae
Product: 40S ribosomal protein S15a
Exons: 4
Coding region: 159-551 (130 amino acids)
Biological process (GO): translation
Cellular component (GO): ribosome; cytosolic small ribosomal subunit
Molecular function (GO): structural constituent of ribosome
Source: RefSeq, a predicted model, not a curated record
GGUCAUAAACAAAAGUAUCCUCCUCUGAACAAAAACCCGUAAAAUUAUAAACGCCUCCUCGAUUCUCCUCUCUCUCUCUCUCUCUCUCUCCCUCUCCGCGCCAAGCUAGGGUUUGUUACUGCCUCUUCGACCUUCUCCUUCCAAAAGGCUAGGCAAGGAUGGUGAGAGUGAGCGUUCUGAAUGAUGCUCUCAAGAGCAUGUACAAUGCUGAGAAGCGCGGGAAGAGGCAGGUCAUGAUUAGGCCUUCCUCAAAAGUGAUCAUCAAGUUCCUCCUCGUCAUGCAGAAGCACGGAUAUAUUGGCGAGUUUGAAUACGUUGAUGAUCACAGAGCUGGUAAAAUCGUGGUCGAGUUGAAUGGGAGGCUGAACAAAUGCGGUGUUAUUAGUCCUCGAUUUGAUAUUGGUGUCAAAGAAAUCGAACCAUGGACCGCAAGGCUCCUUCCUUCCCGUCAGUUUGGUUACAUUGUCCUGACGACCUCGGCAGGGAUUAUGGACCACGAAGAGGCUCGGAGGAAGAACGUAGGCGGCAAAGUACUCGGCUUUUUCUACUAAAUGGGUCUUUUUCUUUAAUCGAGCGAUAGAUGGUGUUGAUGAUGAUGCUUAGUUAACUAUUAUUGUUUUGUCAGUGAGGACAUCGCAAUGAAUUUUGAAACUUAAAUAGCUUUUCUCUUAUGCGCUCCGUUUUCUUGUAUUUCGCUUAUUAUUUCGAAAGGAUUGUUUGAAUGAAGUAGGAGCAAGUUUGAUUUUUUUUUGUUUUCCAAACAUAUUUUGGUGAUUUCGUCAAUGUUUCAGGAAAUUGUGGGUUCGAUUGAACGCAGCAUGUGCUCCCAUUUUAUUUA